AUCCAGAAAACUCACUCUUCUUACCAUUGAUUGAUUGCAUCUCUUCUUCUUUAUUUCCUAUUUUCCAAUCAAAACACACUCUGCAAUAAAAAAUAAAUAAAAAAAAGCUCAAAAAUGGCAGCAACAAUGGCUACAUCGAUGGCUAUGCUCAACGCCAAAUGCUUCAACACAAACCCCAAAACCACCAUCUCCACCAAGCCCACCAAGCAAGUUUCCCUCCUCCCCACCGCCAAAACCCCCACCACCAACAACAACGCCGCCGUCGCCGGAACCGCCAUCGCCGGAGCUAUUUUCUCGACCCUCUCCACCACCAACCCCGCCUUCGCCGUCCAGCAGCUGGCGGAGAUAGCCGACGGCGACAACCGCGGCAUAGCCCUCCUCCUCCCUUUGAUCCCCGCCAUUCUCUGGGUGCUGUACAACAUACUGCAGCCUGCCCUUAACCAGAUCAACAGAAUGAGGUCCAAGGGCGUCAUAAUCGGGCUCGGGCUCGGCGGGCUCGCUGCUUCGGGCUUCUUCCACGCGCCGGAGGCUUCUGCCGCCGUGGCUGAGGCCGCCGCCGACAACAGGGGGCAGCUGUUGCUUUUAGUUGUGUCGCCGGCGUUGAUUUGGGUGGCGUACAAUAUCUUGCAGCCUGCUUUGAACCAGAUUAACAGGAUGAGAUCCGAUUGAGAAGAUGAAGAAGAAAAAAUUAAGGGUAUAUAAAUUUCUUUUUAUUUAUAUAUUGCAUGUAAUUUAAUUUGCAAGUAAUUGUAUCCUCAUUGUCUUAAUUAAUCACACUUUUUCUUGCAACAUUGUUUUUUGGCACGUGAUCUUUUAUUUCUUAAUCCUGUUAAAAUCUUGUUUGAGCUUGUU
Erythranthe guttata (spotted monkey flower) is the source of this 852-nucleotide messenger RNA. RefSeq names its product photosystem II BY (gene PSBY). NCBI's taxonomy places the organism in Eukaryota, Viridiplantae, Streptophyta, Magnoliopsida, Lamiales, Phrymaceae. Gene Ontology annotation, molecular function: manganese ion binding. Gene Ontology annotation, biological process: cell redox homeostasis; photosynthesis. The record is from RefSeq and is a predicted model, not a curated record. Gene Ontology annotation, cellular component: chloroplast thylakoid; membrane; photosystem II.